GCUAACUUUUCACUAACCCUUCUCCACUUUUUUUCCUUCUUUCGGUAUAGUGUGGUUAGACCUAACAUUGUUAGGCAAUCAGCGGGGAUGCGAAAAUUUUAGUGAGCUAAAUACCUUAUGCCAUACCAGCCCAGCCGGACUUGAUAAUGAUGACAAAUGUCUAUAGUCUCUAAAUUUAAGUCCUUCCAUAUCUAAUAGUGAAAAACUAUACAACCACAUAAAAUACUUACACCACACUUAUCAGUUCUUAUAAAAUAGUAUCCAAAUAUGAAGAGAGGCUUUGAUAGUUUAAUUGUGGAGAUAUCUCCUUCUCCUAGUAUAAGUGAUUUUAAACAACUAUAUAUUGAAUCUACUAACUUAUCUACUGCAACUACCACUACUAGUAUUACUGCAAGAAGAAAGAAAUCAGCUUCUUUACUACAAAAUCAUCGACAUCCUAGUACUCUUAUACCAUCGCAAGACGCGCAACAAUUACAUGAAGACAUAUCCACGAUAAUUAAUCAGAUAAUUAAUACCAAUAUGGGUAAUAUCUAUGAAAAUACUGGCUUGAAAUUCGUACUAUUCUUAGGAGUACAAGGUAAAGAAUAUAUAGAUAUUAUAACAGAACGAUUUAAUUCUUUAACUGCCAACUCGUCUCUGUCACAAUCACAUAUCCUAUUCAUAUCUUACAAUUUACAACAAGAAGAUACUGUCCCUGAUUUUCCCAUAUCCACUAAUAAUCAAUGCUCACUGCUUGUAAAUCAUUUUAAAAUCAAAGAUCCUCUUGGAGGAGGUGUUUAUCCUUUAGAUUAUCUUUAUGUCAUUGACAAGAAUUUUCUUAUCCGGUGUAGCAUUCCAAUUAUAAUUAAUUCAAAUCAUCGUAUGAUUAAUAAGAAUGUUAAUAGACAUUAUAGUGGAUUAUCUAGUCAUUUGAAUUUUGGGAUUGAGUUGGAACAAUUACCGGGAUUUGUAGAAGAGUAUAUUACAUAUUUUAAUCAAGGAUAAUACCUUGUUUAAUUAAUUAAUUAUUUAUUUAAUUAUUUAUUCAUUCAUUAUAUUCUAUAGUACAUUAUAUGACAUUGGUUUUAA
This is a messenger RNA of Scheffersomyces amazonensis, 1068 nucleotides long. RefSeq lists its product as uncharacterized. Lineage: Eukaryota; Fungi; Ascomycota; Pichiomycetes; Serinales; Debaryomycetaceae. The coding region runs from base 268 to 984 and encodes 238 amino acids. The transcript has a single exon. The record is from RefSeq and is a predicted model, not a curated record.